AACAGUGAGGUGGAGUCACCUGCUGAGGAGUUGGGGCGAGGGAAGAGGGAGAAGAAGAGAAACCCUAAGUACGUUCACUUGCUCAUGACUCCAUGGAAGAACGUGCAUACCCAUCUUCUCCUAACCAUAUCAGCAACUGCACUAGUAUCACGGGCAAGACGGGAGGCGUAUGGGCUGCCUAAUGAGCCCUUAACAGUGGAAGAGGCCUUGACAGGACCACAAAAGGAGCAGUGGAGAGCUGCUAUUCAGGAGGAGCUGGAUACACUAGCAGAGAGGGGCACUUGGGAGUUAAUGCCCAUGCCAGAGGGAAGGAGUGCAGUCGGGGUGAAAUGGGUCUUCAAGAUUAAGACAGGAGACAAGGGGCAGCUGGAGCGGUUUAAGGCUAGGUUAGUGGCGAAGGGCUACACACAGGUAGAGGGGAUCGACUACACCGAUACUUAUGCUCCUGUAAGCAAGCUGACGACUGCAAGGGCAUUUCUCAAGGUUAUAGCAGCAAGGAACUACUUUCUAGUGCAGCUGGACAUCAAGAACGCUUUUCUGCAUGGGGUAGUUAAGGAGGAGCUGUAUAUGGAGCAGCCACCAGGGUUUGAGGACGGCACUAACAAGAAGUGCAAGCUUAUUAAAGCACUAUACGGUCUGAAGCAGAGUCCCAGGGAGUGGAACAAGGUGAUGGACGAGAGGCUGCUGAAAGGGGGAUUUCAUAAGAGUGAGUGUGACAGGGCGUUCUACUGGAGGGGAGCUGGAAAGGAGAAGGUGUACCUACUGCUCUACGUGGAUGAUAUUCUAGUGGCAGGGGCACUUCCAGGGGAGGUAGAAAAGGUGUGUGAGCACCUCGCUGAAGAGUUCCAAGUGAAGCAGAUUCCGAGGACGACGCUGUUUCUGGGGAUGAAUCUGGAGAGGAACAGGGAAGAGAGGAAGCUGUUCUUAUAUCAGCAGAAGUACUGCAAGAGGGUGGAGCAGAAGUUUGGUCAUGGCUAUGCGAAAGCCAUUACUACACCGCUAAGUGGAAUGGCAGAAAGUGAUAAUGAGAGUGAAGAGGAUGUGCUGAAGUGGGAUGGUCAGGAGCGGGCGCUGCAGAUGUACCAGUCUAUGGUGGGACAAGUUAUGUACCCAGUCUCAUGCACCAAGGUUGACAUGGCCUAUGCAGCAAGCUACUUGGGGCAGCACGCACAGCAGGGGAGGAAAUGGAGGGAGAUGAGGCGGACAUUAGAUUACCUGCUGCAGCAUCAGGAUGAGGGUUUACUAUUUGAAGGAGGAGAGGAGACAUUGGAGCUGGUGGGGUAUGCUGAUGCCUCACAUGCAUCAUGCAAGGAAACCAGGAGAGGGGCAUAUGGAUAUGUGUUCCUACUCGGAGGGACAUCUAUUACGUGGCAAGCUAAGAAGUUGGCAGAUAUAGCACUUUCAAGUGCUGAAGCGGAGUACAUGGCAUUGUUCUUUGCAUGCCAAGAGGGAGUGUGGUUGAGGAGGUUGCUGAACGAGUUUGAGAUAGACGUGAAGGGGCCUACAGUGGUAAGGACGGAUAGCAAGUCAGCUAUGGACUUGGCAAAGAACGACAACUGGCACGGGAGGACUAAGCACAUGGAUGUAAAAUAUCACUGGGUGAGGGAGCAGUUAGAGAAGCAGCAGUUCAAGUUCGAGUUUGUGCGCACUGAGGAGCAGGCAGCUGAUUUCUUGACCAAGGUGCUGCCAAGGGCCAACUUUGAGUACUGUAAGGAGAAGGUCGGGAUACGUACCUUGAAGGACAUGCAGGGGAGUGUGAAGGUAACUUAGAGGGUGUGGCUGGCAGAACCACAGGGGAGGUUGUUGGAGUGGUUCCGCCACCCACAACGGACUACUCGUGACUUGGGGUGACGAGGAGAGAAAUGCGGACUUGGGGACGAGAAGGAACUAGGAAGCGGGUAUUGCGUGAGCGUGAGGUGUACGGAAAGGAGAGAAGAAAGAGAGAAGGUUGAAGGAAAGAGUGAUUGAGUGGAAGAAAGGAAUGGAAUUGACGAGAAACAGAUUGACGUGGGGCAAAAGUUGGGUUUCGGACGGGGCGUGUUCAACAAGCAUUCGGACUUCGGACCAGCGGCGUGUUCAGCAAGAUAGUCGCGGUUGCGUGUGCGACUCGGCUUGACACGAGGCGCGCGAGUUACUCGCAGCGCACACGGCAGUUACGAAGCGCGAAAUCGUUUGUACUUCCACUAUAAAUCUGUUUGAACAUUUGUGCUUUGUAUCUCAUUGUUUCUAGUGGAAAUUGCUGCCAUUUCGUAUUGACGA
Messenger RNA from Closterium sp. NIES-67, 2259 nucleotides. The record is from the annotation of a GenBank genome assembly. NCBI's taxonomy places the organism in Eukaryota, Viridiplantae, Streptophyta, Zygnematophyceae, Desmidiales, Closteriaceae.